Closterium sp. Yama58-4 is the source of this 480-nucleotide messenger RNA. Lineage: Eukaryota; Viridiplantae; Streptophyta; Zygnematophyceae; Desmidiales; Closteriaceae. The record is from the annotation of a GenBank genome assembly.
AUGAACGGUGCAGAUGAUCUUACCCGCUGCUACAUGGACGGUGGGGAAGAUCCGACGAACCACAGCUACACUGUGGACGAGGCGCUCUCCGCCGUGGGAUUCGGCUCGUUUCAUUGGCUGCUGCUGGGGUAUGCCGGCCUGGCGUGGGCGGCAGAGGCCAUGGAGCUGCUGCUGCUCUCCUUCAUCGCCACCCCCGCUGCCGCCCACUGGGGCGUGGGCGGCGACGGCGAGGCGGCGCUUUCGUCUGUAGUGUUCGCGGGCAUGCUCGUGGGCGCGUUCGCGUGGGGACUGCUGGCGGACAGCCGCGGGCGCAGGUUCGCCUUCACAGCAAUGGCCCUGCUCACCUUCCUAGCGGCCCUCCUCUCCGCCGCCGCCCCCUCCUUCCCGCUCCUCCAUCUCACACCCUUUUCUCCUUCGCUCUCCCCCAUCCCCCCCAUCGCAGGUUCGCCUUCACAGCAACGGCUCUCCUCACCUUCUUAG